Rangifer tarandus platyrhynchus (Svalbard reindeer) is the source of this 405-nucleotide messenger RNA. The record is from the annotation of a GenBank genome assembly. Lineage: Eukaryota; Metazoa; Chordata; Mammalia; Artiodactyla; Cervidae.
AUGCACAGCCACUCAGAGGAUUGCACACACCCACAGGUCUGUGCUCUAGGGUCUUAUCCUCAGACCCUGCUCCCUGGGUCUGCACACACUGUCACCCAAGUCACCUCCUCUCCAGACACACCCCAACCCCAUCCCACGCAUCCUUCACCUCUUAACAGCUCACAGGGCGUGCGUGCUGCCAGCCGAGGGGAGGAUGGCAGAGGUGGUCUGAUCACAGGGCUGCUACCUUUCCAGGGCCUGGCUUCCUCCUUGCCUGCUUCUGGACCUGCUUCUGACUCAACACCAGGCCAACGUCUGCCCAUCCCGGGGCCUCGAGCUUCCUCCUUCAAGUCACUGGUCUGCUGCUUACUGCUCUGCCCCCUCCUCAGCUGCUUUCCUGGUAUUGAGGGCUGUCUUGUGAAUUAG